UUAGCUGUGGAACCUUGGGGAAAUUACCUACUGUCUCCGAGCCUCCGUUUCCUCCAUUCUUUUCUUUCUGUAAGAUAAAGAUAGUAGGCUGGGCGCGGUGGUUCACGCCCGUAAUCCCAACACUUUGGGAGGCUGCGGCAAGAGGUUCGCUUAAGCCAAGGAGUUCGAGGCCAGCCUGGGCAAAAAAGCAAGACCUCAUCUCUACAAAAAAUGCAAAAAACUAACCGGGCGUGGAGGCUGCGGCGGGAAGAUAACUUAAGCCCGAGAAGUCGGGGCUGCAGUGAGUCGUGAUCACGCCACUGCACUACACCCUGAGCGACAGGGCAAGACACUGCCUAAAAAAAUAAUAAUAGGCUGGGCGCGGUGGCUCACGCCUGUAAUCCCAGCACUUUGGGAGGCCGAGGUGGGCGGAUCACGAGGUCAAGAGAUCGAGACCAUCCUGGCCAACAUGGUGAAACCCCGUCUCCACUAAAAAUUCAAGAAUUAGCCAGGCGUGGUGGGGGGCGCCUGUAGUCCCAGCUACUUGGGAGUCUGAAGCAGGAGAAUCGCUUGAACCCGGGAGGCAGAGGUUGCAUUGAGCCGAGAUCGCGCCACUGCACUCCAGCCUGGCAAUAGAGCGAGACUCCGUCUCAAAAUAAUAAUAAUAAUAACAAUAAAUACUACUUUGGGGUGGGAGCGGUGGCACACGCCUGAAAUCCCAGCACUUCCCUUUGGGAGGCUGAAGCGGGCGAAUCGCUUGAGUCCAGGAGUUGGGAACCAGCCCGGGCAAAAUAGUGAAAUCCCAUCUCUACAAAAAAUACAAAAAUUAGCCCGGCGUGGUGGCGCGCGCCUGUAGUCCCAGCACCUGUAGUCCCAGCUACUCGGGAGGCUGAGGUGAGAGGAUUACUUGAGCCUGGAAGGUCGAGGCUGCUGAGAGCCGAGAUCACGCCACUGCACUCAGGCCAGUGAAUCAGAACCAGAAAAAGGCAAAAUGAUUCCCAGAGACACAGCCAUGAAGCAGGUGGUUUCGAUCUGAAAAAAUCAAGGUGAAAAGCUCUAGCAACCAGAAAGAAGCGAAUGGAGGAAAAUGGAAAACGCAAGCUAGAAGACAGAGUCUCAUUCUGUAGGCCAGGCCGGAGGACGGGAGGACGGGAAUGAGAAAGGCCAUGUACAAGAGGAAGUAGUCAGCCGCUAAAUCCAAGAUGGCGGGUGAAAAAGUUGAGAAGCCAGAUACUAAAGAGAAGAAACCCGAAGCCAAGAAAGUUGAUGCUGGUGGCAAGGUGAAAAAGGGUAACCUCAAAGCUAAAAAGCCCAAGAAGGGGAAGCCCCAUUGCAGCCGCAACCCUGUCCUUGUCAGAGGAAUUGGCAGGUAUUCCCGAUCUGCCAUGUAUUCCAGAAAGGCCAUGUACAAGAGGAAGUACUCAGCCGCUAAAUCCAAGGUUGAAAAGAAAAAGAAGGAGAAGGUUCUUGCAACUGUUACAAAACCAGUUGGUGGUGACAAGAACGGCGGUACCCGGGUGGUUAAACUUCGCAAAAUGCCUAGAUAUUAUCCUACUGAAGAUGUGCCUCGAAAGCUGUUGAGCCACGGCAAAAAACCCUUCAGUCAGCACGUGAGAAAACUGCGAGCCAGCAUUACCCCCGGGACCAUUCUGAUCAUCCUCACUGGACGCCACAGGGGCAAGAGGGUGGUUUUCCUGAAGCAGCUGGCUAGCGGCUUAUUACUUGUGACUGGACCUCUGGUCCUCAAUCGAGUUCCUCUACGAAGAACACACCAGAAAUUUGUCAUUGCCACCUCAACCAAAAUCGAUAUCAGCAAUGUAAAAAUCCCAAAACAUCUUACUGAUGCUUACUUCAAGAAGAAGAAGCUGCGGAAGCCCAGACACCAGGAAGGUGAGAUCUUCGACACAGAAAAAGAGAAAUAUGAGAUUACGGAGCAGCGCAAGAUUGAUCAGAAAGCUGUGGACUCACAAAUUUUACCAAAAAUCAAAGCUAUUCCUCAGCUCCAGGGCUACCUGCGAUCUGUGUUUGCUCUGACAAAUGGAAUUUAUCCUCACAAAUUGGUGUUCUAAAUGUCUUAAGAACCUAAUUAAAUAGCUGACUACA
This is a messenger RNA of Gorilla gorilla gorilla (western lowland gorilla), 2082 nucleotides long. RefSeq names its product ribosomal protein L6 (gene RPL6). The transcript is spliced from 9 exons. Gene Ontology annotation, biological process: cytoplasmic translation; ribosomal large subunit assembly. The coding region runs from base 1182 to 2048 and encodes 288 amino acids. Lineage: Eukaryota; Metazoa; Chordata; Mammalia; Primates; Hominidae. The record is from RefSeq and is a predicted model, not a curated record. Gene Ontology annotation, molecular function: structural constituent of ribosome; RNA binding. Gene Ontology annotation, cellular component: ribosome; cytosolic large ribosomal subunit.